CCUCCCGGCUGUGUGGCUCACCUUCCCCUCUUCCCCACACCACCACCACCACCACCGCGGCGCCCCCCGCACUCGAAUGUGUCGAGGCUGACCUCCCCGCCGCCGCCCGCACCCGCGAUGCCCGCGCCGACCGCCGAGCCGGCGCUCCCGGCCGCCUUCCUCUGCGUCCCGUCCCCGCUCCUCUCCGCGCCCCUCCCCGGCGCCGCCGCCGCCUCCCCCGCGCCCUGCCCCCGCCAUGCCUCCUUCCUCCCGCGCCCGCGCGGCGGGCCGCCCCGCGCGCUCUCCGCCGCCGUGUCCGCCCCGGGCCCCGCGUCCUCCGCCGCGUCGCGCAUCCACCGGAUGUGGGGCGAGUUCGCGCGGUUCGUGCGCCUGCACGGGAACCAAAUCGCGCCGCUCGGGUUCGCGUCCCUCGGGCUGGGCGGCGGCGGAGGGGGUAACGCCGGCAGUGGGGGAGGAGGAGGAGGAGGAGGAGGGAGCGGAGGGGAUGUGGAUGGGGUAGGCGAGGUGGAGGAGGCCGCGGCGCGGGCCGAGGCCCCCAAGAAGGUGCUGAUUCUGAUGAGCGACACGGGCGGCGGGCACCGAGCCUCCGCCGAGGCCAUCAAGGCCGCCUUCAUCCAGGAGUUCGGCGACGACUACCAGGUAUUUGUCACUGAUUUAUGGACCGACCACACUCCGUGGCCCUUCAACCAACUGCCUAGGAGCUACAGUUUUUUGGUGAAACAUGGACCCUUGUGGAAGAUGACAUACUAUGGUACUGCACCGCGUGUAGUUCAUCAGCCACAUUUUGCUGCAACAUCCACAUUCAUAGCAAGGGAGGUUGCAAAAGGUCUAAUGAAGUACCAACCGGAUGUAAUUAUCAGUGUACAUCCUUUAAUGCAACAUGUGCCCCUCCGAAUUCUAAGAUCCAAAGGUCUCUUGGAUAAGAUCCCAUUCACUACAGUUAUCACAGAUCUCAGCACUUGUCACCCAACAUGGUUCCAUAAGCUUGUCACUAGAUGUUACUGCCCGUCAACUGAGGUGGAAAAGAGAGCACUAAAAGCUGGACUGAAGCCCUCGCAGAUUAAAGUAUAUGGCCUUCCUGUCCGGCCCUCUUUUGUCAAACCUGUUCGACCAAAGGAUGAACUGCGAAGAGAGUUAGGCAUGGAUGAAGAUCUGCCUGCUGUUCUGUUAAUGGGUGGGGGUGAAGGGAUGGGUCCUAUUGAGGCCACUGCUAAAGCGCUUGGUGAUACUCUGUAUGAUGAAAUCCUAGGCGAACCCACUGGUCAGAUACUUGUGAUUUGUGGGCGUAAUAAGAAGCUGGCUAAUCGAUUGCAGUCAAUAAAUUGGAAAGUUCCAGUUCAGGUGAAAGGUUUUGUUACAAAAAUGGAAGAAUGUAUGGGUGCUUGUGAUUGUAUCAUUACAAAGGCAGGGCCUGGUACAAUUGCAGAGGCGAUGAUCCGUGGAUUACCAAUUAUUCUAAAUGAUUAUAUUGCUGGGCAGUCAACAGGAAGCUGGCAAUGUUCCUUACGUUGUUGAAAAUGGAUGCGGGAAGUUCUCGAAAUCUCCAAAACAGAAUGCAAAGAUAGUAGCCGACUGGUUUGGCCCAAAGUCAGAUGAAUUCAGAGUUAUGUCCCAAAAUUGCCUCAAACUAGCUCGACCGGAUGCCGUAUUCAAAAUCGUCCAUGACCUGCACGAGCUGGUCAGGCAAAAAUGUUUUGUACCCCAGUACGCAUGUGCAACAUAGAGGCUGAUUCUUCCAUUUUAGUUUGCAUUUUUUUCUCUCUCCCAUGCGGCACUAGUUAUAGCUGAUUGUGAGGUCUGGAAAUAUUGAUUGAUUUCAAAUGUCUCCAUGAGAGAAAUGAAAUUGUUUGAGCGCUCUAGUUUUGUUCC
This is a messenger RNA of Panicum virgatum (switchgrass), 1869 nucleotides long. Its product is annotated as probable monogalactosyldiacylglycerol synthase 1, chloroplastic. The transcript has 8 exons. The record is from RefSeq and is a predicted model, not a curated record. NCBI's taxonomy places the organism in Eukaryota, Viridiplantae, Streptophyta, Magnoliopsida, Poales, Poaceae. Gene Ontology annotation, molecular function: hexosyltransferase activity. Bases 118 to 1515 code for a protein of 465 amino acids. Gene Ontology annotation, biological process: glycolipid biosynthetic process.